AUGGGUUCCAAGAAAUACACAGGUCAAAUGAUCGAAGAGAUAAGCUCAUCAACUGUCCCAAAUGAGCUGAUCAAGGUUGACCCCCUCCAGUUGCGCUUCCCGGUUGCGCAAAUCGUGUCAAGCACACUGAAGAUAUGCAACGUUACUGAUUACCAUGUGGCUUUCAGUAUAUAUUCAAAUAACAAUAAUACAGUGAAGUGCACCAUAUUGCCGAGCAAAGGGGUUCUGUCAUCACAGUCGACGUUAGAUCUUCUCGUAACCUUUUCUUUUCCAAAAGAACACAAAAGCUUGAAGCCCGAAGUGGUCACUGUGAAGAGCACCGUCGUAGAGGAGAGUUUGACGACCAAAGAUGUCAAGCAUGAUUUGUUCAAAACAAACACGGGCAGAAAUGUACAUCAGAUGGAGCUGGGCGUAUUGUUUGUAGCCUCCAAGACCAUAUCCAAAGUAAGGUCAGUAUCGACAAUAGAUGUGCAUCCAACAGAUCCAUGGAUGGUCAUUACUCAAGGAGACAAAAUUUUCCGAAUGAACUACCAUGCAAAGGAAGUGGAAUUGCUUGAGUUGAAAUGGGGAGAAGUUAGUUUGGCUAAAUUUAUAGCCCGCGAGCAAUGGAUUUUGGCUGGUUUUACUAGUGGACUCCUCUGCGUGUACAGUUGGGAUUUACAAGACAGAAUUCAUGUUCUGCGUGAACACUCAACAUCUAUUAAGUCUUUGGCUAUCCAUGGAACCAAGCCAUAUGUGCUGUCUGCAUCCCGUGAUGGUAAAAUUUUGCUCUGGGACUAUGGAAAUGGCUGGCAUUUGAUAAAAACAUUUUAUGCCAAUAGUCAGCUUCAUAAAGGCGAUCCUGUGGAGCAAGUUGUGUUUAAUCCGAUAGACACCGAUAUGUUUGCUAUUGCCCAGGGCAAAACAGUAAAGUUUUGGAAUUUGCAUUCAGGUGAAUGUAAGCACAUAUUGUCUGCCCAUUCAGAUUCAGUGGUGUGUUUGGAUUACUUCAGUCUGGGUCACAAGCUAUACUUGAUCACCGGUUCACAAGACAGACAUUCACUGAAAGGGCACAUGGAUGUUGUGAACAUUGCGUUUUGCCAUCCGGAUCUUCCAGUACUCAUUACAGGUUCAUGGGACGGGUCAGUUCGUCUGUGGGACUCCACGGCUUGUGCGUGUGCUGAAGUUUAA
Triticum turgidum subsp. durum (durum wheat) is the source of this 1170-nucleotide messenger RNA. NCBI's taxonomy places the organism in Eukaryota, Viridiplantae, Streptophyta, Magnoliopsida, Poales, Poaceae. The record is from the annotation of a GenBank genome assembly.